Molecule: messenger RNA, 961 nt
Organism: Ipomoea nil (Japanese morning glory)
Lineage: Eukaryota; Viridiplantae; Streptophyta; Magnoliopsida; Solanales; Convolvulaceae
Product: nascent polypeptide-associated complex subunit alpha-like protein 1
Exons: 4
Coding region: 153-755 (200 amino acids)
Biological process (GO): protein targeting to membrane
Cellular component (GO): nascent polypeptide-associated complex; cytoplasm
Source: RefSeq, a predicted model, not a curated record
AAAUUCAGAGAAAAUAUUUUCUAGUGAACCAAACAUACCCUCUUACCGCCCGCUAGGGUUAUAGGAGCCCUUGUUAAUCGUCCUCUCUCUUACCGCUAGGGUUACAGGAGCCAUUGUUUCUGUCAGCUGCUCUCGAUCAACUAUCCCCAAAAAUGACUGCUCAAUCGCAAGAAGAGAUCCUGGCUGCUCAUCUCGAACAGCAGAAGAUCGAGUCUGAGGACCCAAUUAUUGAGGACGACGAUGAUGAUGAAGACGAUGAUGAUGAUGAAGGUGAUGAAAAAGAUGAAGAUGAAGAACAUGGAGAUGGUACUGGUAGGUCAAAGCAGAGCAGGAGUGAGAAGAAGAGUCGUAAAGCUAUGCUAAAGCUGGGAAUGAAGCCUAUCCUUGGUGUCAGUCGGGUCACUGUCAAGAAGAGCAAGAAUAUACUAUUCAUCAUCUCAAAACCGGAUGUUUUCAAGAGCCCCAACUCAGACACCUACGUUAUUUUUGGUGAGGCUAAGAUUGAGGAUUUAAGCUCGCAACUGCAAACUCAAGCUGCUGAACAGUUCAAGGCUCCUAACAUUAGCGAUGUCAUAUCAAAGCCCGAGCCAUCAACUGCAGCUCAAGAUGAUGAGGAUGUAGAUGAGACAGGUGUAGAACCCAAGGAUAUAGAGUUGGUGAUGACCCAAGCUGGGGUUUCCAGGGCAAAGGCGGUCAAAGCUCUAAAGGCUGUCGAUGGGGAUAUCGUCUCUGCCAUUAUGGAACUUACAAACUAGAAACCAUCUCUUUGAUUUCCAUAUCUUUCGAGAAUCAUCAUUUUCAUUAAUAUGCAAUAUUGCCCUUCAACUCAAGAGAUUUGGAUACUUCUUGUCAGUGUCUGAUACAGAGCAUCAAUUAUGUAUGAAACUGUGCGUGCGUAUGUAAUAGAGGGGAGGUUUUAGUAUCAUCAUUAUAAAAUGGGAUUAUGGUUUCUCUUUGAUGA